Yamadazyma jaroonii is the source of this 909-nucleotide messenger RNA. Lineage: Eukaryota; Fungi; Ascomycota; Pichiomycetes; Serinales; Debaryomycetaceae. The record is from the annotation of a GenBank genome assembly.
AUGAUUAAUGCUUUUAAACCAUAUGCCCCCAUAUUGUUUUCGACUCCUCAACCUAUUCUUACCCCAGAGUCUUUGAAUAGAGAUAUCAACCCUCGACCCAUUCACCUGCACAAUGAUUAUUGGCGUAAAAGUACCCAUGGCGGUGGAGCAUUUAUUGAAGCAGUCAAGCAUGGAGCAAUGAGUAUUGAAAGUGAUGUUUGGGUAUUUGACAAAACUUACACUGUUCUGAGAGUGGGGACCGACACUCCUACGACGUUACAAAAGAAUGAAGUUUAUGUUGGCCACAACCAUAUUUAUUUGAAGGAGGAUGAGACUUUGGAUUCCCUUUAUUUGCAGCCUAUGAUGGAAUUACUCGAUUAUGCCAAUCCAUCCAUCGAACCAAAGAUCAAUGACGAAAAGUAUGGCAUUUACUUCAAUUCUCCGGAAACCCCAACUUACUUCUGGAUGGAUUUCAAGACUGACGCUCAGUAUACCUAUGAGAUCAUUAAACCACAUUUUCAGGAAUUCAUAGAUAAGGGAUAUUUGGCUUAUUAUGACCACGAGGAGGAUAAAUUUGUUUCAGGUCCUAUAAUUGUGACAAUCACCGGGAACAUACCUGACAUCAAAGAUAAGAAGCAGUAUUUCUUUAUCGAUGGGCCCCUCCACAAGUUUGAAGACAUGUCACAUCAGGAAUUGAAGGAAUUGAGUAAAGUUUGCAAGGUUGCACUGGCAUCACAGAAACAAAUUGAUGAUCUACAUAAUGGCUUGUAUUCAACUAAACUAUUCACCCUAGCUCAUGAGUAUGGUAUGAAGACUAGAGUCUGGGGUGGACGCAGCUGGCCACGACUGGAAGCAGAAGCUGAUAAACUCCGCGGAUUCCAAUCAGGUUGUGACUUCAUUAAUUCAGACGAUUUGACUUUUGGUGGAUAA